AUGGCAACGCAUAGUAACACCGAAGACCUCAUUAGUCAUCUCCAAUCCGUUCUGUUGGAGCUCAACGCGAACCCCUAUCCAGAUGUCGCGUGUCCGCCGAACCUACCGAAACGCGCCUCCGUUGCACUCAUACUGCGCAUUCAGCCAAACUAUUCGCAUUGGCCGGACAAUGACGACAGUCCUUUGCCGGCUCGACGCAGGCGCUCCUCUGUUGCGCAACCUAAUGCAGAAUUCGACUUUGAGUCCUCAUUAAGCGCCUUCUUCUCACAAGAGUGGGCGAAGCACGGGGACCCGGAACUACUGUUCAUAAAGCGAGCUACACGAGUCGGCGACAAGUGGAACGGACAUGUCGCUCUACCAGGCGGAAAGCGGGAUCCAGAGGAUGAGGAUGAUCAGGCUGCAGCUGCUAGAGAAGCGCUGGAAGAGGUCGGCAUCGAUCUGAGUCCUGACAAUGCUAUUGCAGUUGGCAAUCUACCCCAGCGGAUCGUCACAACGAGCUGGGGCAAAGUACCACUCAUGGUGCUAUGCCCUUACAUCUACCUCCUGACCUCUCCAGCCUACCCACAGCAACGUCUGCAGCCCACCGAAGUAGCCUCAUCACACUGGGUUCCCAUUCGCGCGCUUCUCUCCCCGGCCCUCCGUACACACGAAUACGCCGACGUCUCAGCGCGUCUGGCAAAGUCUGAAUUAGGCAUCAAGCGCUGGUUCUUACAGGCCAUGUUAAGCAAGAUGAUGUUUGCUGCUAUACAACUUGUGCCAGCGAACUCGACGCACUGCGCAACCAUUCCAGACUUCAUACCCGUCGAGGCGGUUCCACAGGGUGUGGUGAAUACUAUUAGAGAGGCAUUGGCAGGCCCUGAAGGGAGAUCCAAGGACCGUAGACCUCCAUUACUGCUAUGGGGCUUGACGUUGGGUGUUGUGAGCGACUUUCUCGAACAUAUGCCACCACAUAAUGCGCUGGAACUCUGGACAUAUCCUACUUUCACGAACUGGGAUGUGAGGUUCGUAAUGUGGGCCAUGUCAUACCGGUUCCGAAAACAAAAGUCUCUAGAAAUGAGCACAGCCGCGUCGAGCGUAACAACGACGUCUCAAGACACGACUGAACUGCCUACACAAGACUUCCCUGGAAUCGGCAGCGAGGCGAUCGGUUCGUUGGAAGAAGAAGAGAAGCCGGGCGAGGUCGGCAUAGCUGGUUUGGGCGUCGGAAGAGGUUGGGGUCAGAGUGGUAGAGCGAAGAUGAUGGCCAGGGGAGCCGCAGUCAACUCGAUGCUAGAGGGGUAUUAUCCAUUCGUCAGGAGUGCUGUGACUACGGCACUUGUUGGUCGAAUAGGUGUUGUUGCCUUGGCAGCAUAUUUGACUUGGAAGAGGUUGAACACAAGAUAG
Alternaria atra is the source of this 1383-nucleotide messenger RNA. RefSeq lists its product as uncharacterized. The coding region runs from base 1 to 1383 and encodes 460 amino acids. Lineage: Eukaryota; Fungi; Ascomycota; Dothideomycetes; Pleosporales; Pleosporaceae. The transcript has 2 exons. Gene Ontology annotation, molecular function: coenzyme A diphosphatase activity. The record is from RefSeq and is a predicted model, not a curated record.